Messenger RNA from Parnassius mnemosyne (clouded apollo), 471 nucleotides. The record is from the annotation of a GenBank genome assembly. NCBI's taxonomy places the organism in Eukaryota, Metazoa, Arthropoda, Insecta, Lepidoptera, Papilionidae.
AUGCGCUGUCUAAUGGUACUCUCGCUGUCAUUAUUCCUACAAGAGGGUCAGAGUGAUUUACUUCGUGACAGCGUCCACGUAACUUCAGCAGCGGCUCGGCCCAAUAAUGAAUUGUGGUGUUACAAAUGUCUGGCAGAGGUUCCCGAGGAUAAAUGUGCAGACUUGCGGCACAACAACUCUGCGCUUAUCCAUAAGUGCCACAACGACCGGCGGAUGUGCAUGGUAAAAAGAUUCUCUUUUACGACUUCGAACGAAAAUGCCACGACUGCUUUGAAAAUGUGGGCUCUUGAACGUAAUUGUACGAAGCAUUGCGAACCCGGUUGCAUCGUCAUCGGAGAGAGGACGAAGCUUUACGCAUGCACCUCCUGCUGUACUACUUCUCUCUGCAACUAUGGCUCUGGAGCUAAUGGACAAUUUUUUAAUAACGUCGUAAUCUUAGUUGGAUUUAUAAGCCUUAGUUUAUAUUUAUAA